Molecule: messenger RNA, 1733 nt
Organism: Pelmatolapia mariae (spotted tilapia)
Lineage: Eukaryota; Metazoa; Chordata; Actinopteri; Cichliformes; Cichlidae
Product: OX-2 membrane glycoprotein-like
Exons: 5
Coding region: 18-869 (283 amino acids)
Biological process (GO): negative regulation of neuroinflammatory response; heterotypic cell-cell adhesion
Cellular component (GO): neuronal cell body; cell surface; axon
Molecular function (GO): cell-cell adhesion mediator activity
Source: RefSeq, a predicted model, not a curated record
CUGUGAUCACUUCAGUUAUGAUGAUUCAUGCUGUUUUUCUACUUUUUCUGUGUGGAGUCCUUUCAUCAGGUGCAGCAGCAGUGAUCCAAACACAGCAGACUGUGCUGGCAGCAGUGGGAGAAGAUGCUGAAUUCAGCUGCCAGCUCUUGGAGACUAAAAAUGUCCUUCAGGUCACAUGGCAGAAAAUCUCAGCUGGUGGAGAGACAAAUGUUGCCACAUACAACAAGUACUUUGGUCAGAGAGUGAAUGACGGCUUUAACGAUAAAGUUAAGUUUAAAUACACUGGACUACAGAACUGCUCCAUAGUCAUCAGGAAUGUGACGGAGCAGGAUGAAGGAUGCUAUCGUUGUCUGUUUAACACUUAUCCUGAAGGAGCCUUCACAGGUAGAACCUGCCUCCAAAUUUCGGAGCUGCAUGAACCUGUUGUUGAUGUCAGACAGUCAAACUCUACUGAAGAGUGGGUUGUUUCCUGUUCAGCCACUGGUCGACCUGCUCCCACUGUAACACUCAGUGUCUCACAACAACACCUCAACUUCUCACAGUACAACACUGUCAAUGUGUCCAACACCAACGCUACAUUCACUGUCACCACUACAGCUGUGCUCUCAGGUUCACUUAAACACAGCACACAGGUGGGAUGUGCAGCACGAGUGCUCUCUGCUCCUCAGAGAGAGGUGAUGGUGACGAUUCCUGAGGUCCAACAGACACCUGAUGAUGAUAAUUAUGAGGAUGAUUACACCUGGAUCAUUGUAUCAGCUACAGUAGCAGGACUGAUGGUCUCUGUCUUAGUUGUGGCUGUGGCCAUCGCUGUCCUGCUUAAACAAAAAAAUGAGAAGAGGGACCCGGAGAUGGAGAGGACGUCACAAUAAUCAGCAAAUGACAUUACUGAGUAAUGCAGUUUGAUAAUUAUGCGUAUUCUGUGUAUUUAUUCAUCCAUUCUAUGCAAGAUCUAAGUAUAAAUUUUCCUACCUCAGCUUACAACAUGUUUAGGAACACAAAGCCACAAACAUCUACACACAGACUAUGAUUAGCAGAUGUUUGCUUGCUAGUUGCGUGCCUCUUUCAGUGUUAAUGGUUCCUUAUAUUAUGAUAUUUAUGCAUACAGUACUACUUUUUGGAUCAAAGCUUUGACAAGUUUGUGGGGUAGAGUAAGAUCCAAAAAGAUAAAUUCCAGUGCUGUUAUUUUUGUCCUAUUGUUUUAACCAUGUUCAGCAGUAUCUCACCACUAAGAAUUUUGGUGUCUUUCCUUUUCAGUUAUUUAAAUAAUUACUUGGCUUGACCACAAAAAACAAAAACAAACUAACAAAAAAACGACAAAGUUGAUGAUGACAUAUCACAUUCAUUCUUUCACUCCAGCAGCUUGUGAGCUGUUUCUUCUUACUAUUUAAGUCGAGAGACAUUUGAAGUGCAUUAGAAGAGCCUUCCUCAAAUCAUCAGGUCUGCUGAAUAUGGUUUGUUUUAACUCAUUGUUUAAUUGAGCCUUUUCAUGAACAUGGUUUACAGAUUUUAUCAUUGUGGAUGUGUUUCACGCACACACACACAGAAGUAUUUUCAAGUUUAUGUGCAAUAAUGCUGCUGAUGUUAAUCCGUAAUUUUGGUUUUAAAACGCUAAUAUUGUUUUUGCGUUUUGUAAAAUAUGAAUCAUGUGUUUAUUUGUUUGUUCCUGAUCAUCAAUUCUUUCCUGUUCACACAGUUUAUGUGGUGACUUUAAAAAAUGAGAAAAUCACACUAAU